Hibiscus syriacus is the source of this 1197-nucleotide messenger RNA. RefSeq names its product probable WRKY transcription factor 48. The transcript has 3 exons. Bases 83 to 1165 code for a protein of 360 amino acids. NCBI's taxonomy places the organism in Eukaryota, Viridiplantae, Streptophyta, Magnoliopsida, Malvales, Malvaceae. The record is from RefSeq and is a predicted model, not a curated record. Gene Ontology annotation, molecular function: DNA-binding transcription factor activity; sequence-specific DNA binding. Gene Ontology annotation, biological process: regulation of DNA-templated transcription.
ACACUCUGCUCCCCCAUUUUGUGUCUUUAUUUUCUUUUUGCAGUUCAAUCAAAAGGAAAAAAAGAAUACGUGAAUAAAUUAUAUGGAGAAGAAGCAAGAGAAUCCUAUGGCGAAUAUGAGAUUUCCCGACGAUAUUCCGCCGGCAGCCUUUGGUGGUGGUGGUGGUGGUGGAAGCAUCUUUGACAUGGCUGGAACAUCAUGUGAAGCGAGUGGUGGUGGUGGGGAUAAGUGGGAGACGUUAGGUUUCAUGGAUUUACUCGGCAUCCAUCAAGAUCUUGUCUCUCCUUUAUUCGAUUCUUUUAAUCACUCUCCGAUUCUCCUUUCACCACCACCACCACCAUCGUCGGGUGAGCUAGCAGCAGUGUUCGAUCACCACCACCACGACAUGUUAUUAAACAAGCUCGACACUAACAACAACACUAAGCAGCAGAACCUCCACCAGGGCAGCCUCUUGUCCGCCGUGCCGGAAUCUUCCGAGGUCUUGAACAACCCUGCAACACCAAACUCUUCUUCCAUCUCUUCUUCCUCCGAUGAAGUAACCGCAAAUGAUGAGCGGAGCAAAGCUGGGGAUCACGAUGAUGAAUACAGGACAAAGAAACCGUUGAAACCCAAAAAGAAGAAUCAAAAAAUACAAAGGCAACCGAGAUUUGCUUUCAUCACCAAGAGUGAAAUCGAUCACUUAGAUGAUGGCUAUAGAUGGAGAAAGUAUGGUCAAAAAGCUGUGAAAAACAGCCCUUAUCCCAGGAGCUAUUAUCGUUGCACUACUGUGGGGUGCGGGGUGAAGAAGAGAGUCGAGAGAUCGUCCGACGAUCCGACCACCGUCGUCACAACAUACGAAGGCCAACAUUCACAUCCGUGUCCGAUAAUGCCCCGUGGAACCAUCGGAUUCGCAAUCGAUUCCUCGAGUUUCGGCUCUCCGUCGUCUUUCAUUGUUCCUCAGCCGCAACAAUUACAACCCUUUGUAUAUACAUCACCGCCUUCUUUGAACAUCACCGCAACGAGCUCAAACUCGAACCAUCAUCCCUCGUUCAAUGCAUUUUUUCAAUACAAACCACGUUUUAACGAUCAGAACUCUUCGGCUUUAGCACUUGGGGACCAUGGGCUUCUUCAAGACAUCGUUCUCACACCGACGAGGAGAGAGGCAAGGGAAGAAGAAGAUCAGUAGGUAAAAAAAACAUGGGGUUUAAAUUUAAUUAG